Scophthalmus maximus (turbot) is the source of this 1473-nucleotide messenger RNA. It is a transcript of the gene mcat, whose product is annotated as malonyl CoA:ACP acyltransferase (mitochondrial). Lineage: Eukaryota; Metazoa; Chordata; Actinopteri; Pleuronectiformes; Scophthalmidae. Gene Ontology annotation, molecular function: transferase activity. Bases 160 to 1329 code for a protein of 389 amino acids. The record is from RefSeq and is a predicted model, not a curated record. The transcript has 5 exons.
CCGCCUAGUUCAGACAACAUGGCGGCGCCCGGGACUCUGUCACGCUGGCUGUCGAACGGCUCACAAAAUUGAUCUUUUUAGCAAAUAAAUCGGUUUAUAUCGGGGAGGGUUAUGGAUUUCAUUUAACCCGCGAAGUCACCGUCAGGUGAGGAGUUCACCAUGUUGCCACCAGCGGUCGUCAGCAUCGCAUCAGCCUCCUCCAGGGGGAAGGUCAGCUCUGCGGUCUCCCUGUGCCGGAGACUGUCCCCCGGCCGGCGCGGCUCCUCGGACGCUACUCGCCGCCCGCCGCCGGAAACCUCCGCUCCUCCGUCGGACAGAGAUCCGGCCGCGGUGCGGGAGCGGAGCGCGGGUCGCCGGAAGGACCCCAGCGGCUGCUCCGUGUUCCUCUUCCCCGGGCAGGGCAGCCAGUUUGUGGGCAUGGGCAGGGGGCUCCUGAAGUACCCCAACGUCAAGGACAUGUUCGCGGCCGCCCAGGGCAUCCUGGGCUACGACCUGCUGUCCCUGUGCCUGGAGGGGCCCGAGGAGGAGCUGGCGAAGACGGUCCACUGUCAGCCGGCGGUGUUCGUCACCUCGCUGGCCGCGGUGGAGAGGCUCAACAUCGAGAACCCGAAGGCUAUUGAGACGUGCGUCGCCGCUGCAGGAUUCAGUGUUGGAGAAUUUGCCGCUCUGGUCUUUUCUGGUGCCAUGGACUUUGCAGAGGCUCUGUACGUGGUCAAGGUGCGCGCGGAGGCCAUGCAGAAAGCAUCAGAGCUGGUCCCCGGUGGGAUGCUGUCGGUCGUCGGCAGACGUCUGGCGCAGUAUAAAUAUGCUUGUCUGCAGGCUAAGGAGCACUGCAAGAGCGUGGGCGUCAAGGAGCCCGUGUGCUCCGUGGCCAACUAUCUGUUCCCUGACGGCAGGGUCAUCGCAGGACACCAACAGGCUCUGGAUUUCCUACAGCAGAACUCGAGGCGUCUCCAGUUCAUGAGGACCAAACCUCUCCCGGUCAGCGGAGCUUUUCAUACGGAGCUGAUGGCGUCGGCCGCUGAACCCCUCCGAGAGGUUCUCAGACAGGUGGAGGUGCGGCGUCCCGAGAUCAACGUGUACUCCAACGUCGACGGCAAGCGCUACAUGAACGAGAGUCAUGUGCGCCGGCAGCUGGUGAAGCAGCUGGUGUCGCCCGUGAAGUGGGAGCAGACCCUGCACGAGGUCUACGAGCGGACGCAGGGAGAGCGGUUCCCUCACACCUACGAGGUCGGGCCAGGCAAGCAGCUCGGCGCCACGCUGCAGAAGUGCAACAUGAAGGCCUUCAAGACGUACACACAAGUGCAGGUCACCACCUACGAGGACUGAAGCGUGGACUCAGUAAAAUAAUGGGCCUCUGUCCUGACCAGCUAAACCUGCUAAGCUCCUGUGGUUGCUUCUUAAGGGUCUUGUUUGUUUAUUACUCUGUAAUUAAAUUGAUAAUUUUUUUUAUUAAAGAGACUGCAACAUUUA